This is a messenger RNA of Iphiclides podalirius (scarce swallowtail), 843 nucleotides long. Lineage: Eukaryota; Metazoa; Arthropoda; Insecta; Lepidoptera; Papilionidae. The record is from the annotation of a GenBank genome assembly.
AUGACUGACAGUGAAGACGAACUUAUUCCAAACAAUGUUCACAGUUAUCGAAAUGAGGGACCGACGAUACAUGCCAAGGGCCCAAAUUUUACUAACGUCAGUAGUUUCAGUUGUCGAAAUAAUUUCUCGAUCUCAACAAUGCAUAUACUACCGCGCAACUUCGAACGAAGAGACAUGAAUUAUGAUCAACGAAGCCUCUAUUACAAAAGAGAUACUUCACCAAUGUCCGUACGCAGUGUUCAAAGCUUAAGACCUCGUAAUUUCCCACAUCCUUACAAUAGAGGUGGUUUUGCGUAUCAGCGAUCUGUUUUUAAUGGUAGAAGCUCACCUACGUCCAUGCGAAGCAUAGAUACAACUACAAGCAUCAGUGCAAGAGAUAUUGCAUUAGCCUUUAAAAACGAAAAUUUUAAUAAGCUUCAGGAAACGAAAACAAUCUCACCUAAUAUAGCCAGUAAGAAGAUUGUUGUCAAUGGAGCUAAAGAAUUUAGUAAAAAAAACUCAAAAAUUACAUUAAAAUCAUUUUGGGAUACUGAUCUUGAAAGUGAUCAGGAUUAUUAUGAAAAACUACCUUGUAACUCAAACAAUUCAAUGGUUUAUAAUAAGGAAAACACAAGUAUUGACAACAAUAAGAAUAGUAAAAAGUUUCAGAGCCAUAAACCAGAUCAUAUGCCCAUAGUAGCAAAUGUUACAAGGAUCAGGAAAAAAUCUCAGAAAGGGAAUGAUAUAAAAAGUACCAGUGUGCCAGAAAGACUGAACAAAACAGACAAGAGAAACAAAAGAAACACAUCUCCAGUAUCAAAGGAAAAUAAUUUUAAUGACAAAAGGACAGAAACAAAGUUCAAG